Messenger RNA from Lynx canadensis (Canada lynx), 2900 nucleotides. RefSeq names its product aquaporin 1 (Colton blood group) (gene AQP1). Gene Ontology annotation, biological process: carbon dioxide transmembrane transport; renal water transport; hyperosmotic response. The record is from RefSeq and is a predicted model, not a curated record. Gene Ontology annotation, molecular function: carbon dioxide transmembrane transporter activity; ammonium channel activity; water channel activity. Bases 169 to 984 code for a protein of 271 amino acids. Gene Ontology annotation, cellular component: membrane. The transcript is spliced from 4 exons. Lineage: Eukaryota; Metazoa; Chordata; Mammalia; Carnivora; Felidae.
CGUGCAGUGUGGGGCGGGCCAGGAGCGAGGAGAGGCCUUCCUCCCUUUGUGCUCCCCCCUCCUCUCCUGCCCCCGGGGCCCUAUAAAUAGGCCCAGCCCGGGCUGUGGCUCAGCUCUCAGAGGGAGUCGAGCACCAGGCAGCGGUCUCAAGCCAAGCCCCCUGCCAGCAUGGCCAGCGAGUUCAAGAAGAAGCUCUUCUGGAGGGCCGUGGUGGCCGAGUUCCUGGCCAUGACCCUCUUUGUCUUCAUCAGCAUCGGUUCCGCCCUGGGCUUCAAUUACCCGGUGAAGAACAACCAGACAGCAGGUGCCUCCCAGGACAACGUGAAGGUGUCACUGGCCUUCGGGCUGAGCAUCGCCACCCUGGCCCAGAGCGUGGGCCACAUCAGUGGCGCCCACCUCAACCCGGCCGUCACGCUGGGGCUGUUGCUCAGCUGCCAGAUCAGCAUCCUCAGGGCUAUCAUGUACAUCAUCGCCCAGUGCGUGGGGGCCAUCGUGGCCACUGCCAUCCUCUCGGGCGUCACCUCCUCCCUGCCGGACAACUCGCUCGGCCGAAACGAGCUGGCCCCCGGUGUGAACUCUGGCCAGGGCCUGGGCAUCGAAAUCAUCGGCACCCUGCAGCUGGUGCUUUGUGUGCUGGCCACCACUGACAGGAGGCGCCGUGAUCUCGGGGGCUCGGGCCCCCUCGCCAUCGGCCUCUCUGUGGCCCUGGGACAUCUGCUCGCGAUCGACUACACAGGCUGCGGCAUUAACCCCGCCCGGUCCUUUGGCUCGUCAGUGAUCACUCAUAACUUCAAGAACCACUGGAUUUUCUGGGUGGGGCCAUUCAUCGGGGGAGCCCUGGCUGUGCUCAUCUACGACUUCAUCCUGGCCCCGCGCAGCAGUGACCUCACAGACCGCGUGAAGGUGUGGACCAGCGGCCAGGUGGAGGAGUAUGACCUGGAUGGCGACGACAUCAACUCCAGGGUGGAGAUGAAGCCGAAAUAGAGAGGCCCUGGCCCCGGGCACCCACGCGGGGGCAGGGCAGGGGCGGGCAGAGGGAGGGGAGGGGUGAAAUCCAUGUCUUAGACACUCUGACAGGCUGGCCACCGUCACUUCCCAAAGAUCCUCCAGAACUGCGUGGUCAAGCCUGAUUUGGGGCUGUUUCUGUCACUUUCUUUCUCUUUCUCUGUUUCCUGGCCUCUGGGCUUCCUGAGGACCAAGAUUUACCAACCACUCACUCCCUUGAAGUCACGGAGGAAGUGAAAGAGAGGGACCCACUCUGCUAAGGUGUCCCCUCAGAGUGUGAUGGAAGGUAUGCCAGAAAAUCCCUCUCAUCCCAGAGUUGCUCAACAGCUCACCUGCUGCAGGUGUCUGGGGCGCCACCGUUAUUGCUUUGUGCCUUUGGGCGUGGCCCUCCUUCUUCCCAAACAUGCACUUUGUCCCCAAGGGUGCUUUGAGGGGAAGAGAUCCCAGGAGGUGCAGGGGUGGGGGGCAAGUGGCACACAGGCUUCAUUCUUGCAGUUUGGCUUGCUUCUGGCUCCACCUGCACCCCCCACCCCCCAAACUCGCUGUACGACCUUGGGAUCGUCCACGUCUCGGGGCCUCAGUGACCCCAUCUGUAAAGUGGCAGGGUCAGGGAGAGCCAUACGGGCCUGAGGCCUCUCUGUUCUGUAAGUGUAGAUACUCCGUGGGUUCUAGAAGAUGUAGUAUGGGGCAGCCCUUCUUCCACUUGCCCUGGUUCUUUCCCAAAUGUGUAGCUAUCGUAGACACCUGUGUGAACACAGGGACACAUGCAUACAUGUUUCAAAGCAGAGGCAGUCCAGGCCGUGAGAAGGGCUCCCAGGGGAGCAGGGCUGACCCCCCCACGCAGUGGGGACAGGGUCUGCUAUCACGGAAUGAGGCCGGCGGGCGCGCAAAGGAGGAAUACCCAUGUUCUUCACUGAGCUUUAGUUGACCUUUCUCACCUGUCGUUGCAUCAUCUUGAUCACCGUUCGGUUCUCCACUUCCUCCUGCCGGUGUAGACACAGCUCAUGCUUAUGCAGGUGUGUGUUUCUUAAAGGGCAGUUGGUCGUCUGAAGCCCUAAGCCUGAGGACAGGUGACCGUGGUGCGGAUCAGCACACAGAGGCGAAUGGGCUUUGCUGGACUCUUAGCGGGGUUUCCAAGCCCUCAGCUAAUGACGAGGGGAGAGGAGGAGCAGAUCCCUGCCCCCCUUAUUGCUAAACUCCUGGUUGGAGGCAUUUGGGCAGCCGGGAGACCUGCACAGGCUCCCUGUGUCACCCCAGGCACAGCCUUCCCUUGUCAUUUACCUGGAGGGGACAGUCAGCCCUGGCCUGAUGAGGUAGCUUACCAGUGCAGCCCAGGGACAGUUCAGAGUGCAGGGUCUGCUUCAGGGGCAGCCAUCUACCUGGUCUCUUCAAUCCCACAGGGCCAGAGCAGGUCCCCCGGCACGCCUGGAGCCACGAUGGUGACAAAACCCAAGUGAUUCAAUCUGCAGUUUAUCCCAAAGCAGCAGGACAACCAGGUGACCCUUAAUGGUCACCAACCCGUCACAACAUCUACACACUCCAUUCCCUAGCAGGGACUUCUAGCCCUUUUAACAGAUAAGGAAACUGAGGCCCGAGGUCCCACAGCUAGUUAAUGAUUUGGCCAGGCCUGGCAACCAAGGCCAUGUCUCUGGCUACUCCUUGGACCGUGAGACUGACCCCUCUUAUUCCCAGCUGCUCGGUUUCUGCCUGGGCGGUGGUUAGAAGCCAGGAGGGGUGAGGGCUGUGCUGGAGGGGAGAGGGGGCAGACCCACUUCCUGCCUGGUUCUCACUGCUGCAUACCAGACUCUGCAUCUGUCUGCUCUGCAUAUAUGUCUCUUUGGAAUUGGAAUUUCAUUAUAUGUUAACACAAUAAAGGAAAAUGACUUGCAAGGUCA